This is a messenger RNA of Oncorhynchus gorbuscha (pink salmon), 2935 nucleotides long. RefSeq names its product protein ABHD13-like. Lineage: Eukaryota; Metazoa; Chordata; Actinopteri; Salmoniformes; Salmonidae. The record is from RefSeq and is a predicted model, not a curated record. Gene Ontology annotation, cellular component: membrane. The transcript is spliced from 2 exons. Gene Ontology annotation, molecular function: palmitoyl-(protein) hydrolase activity. The coding region runs from base 445 to 1506 and encodes 353 amino acids.
UUCUAAAAGUGACACGGAAGGGAAAAAAAUGGUGUCACUAGUCACCACAGCCACAAAGUUAUAUACCCCGUUUAUGAUUUCAGACCAAACCCUAACCUCAACCCUUACCUUAACUACACUGCUAACCUUAUGUCUAACCGUAACCUUAUAGCACAUUUUUGUUUUCAUUAAUUUUUUACCGUUAACUUUGUGGCUGUGAUAACUAAUGAAAACGACAACAAAAAAUACUCACAGGAAGUCGAUUGCUAACUACGUUAGCUUUUCCGCUGGGUUUAUUCUGUCAAGCUGCUCAUAUCUGAACAUACAUUUUGUGUGAGCUUCUGGACCAAAUGACAGCGACUCCGUUGACUGCAAUUGUUUUAUCUCGCCGCAUGCAGUUAAAUCGCUAAAUGAUGGGAGAGAGAGUGUGUGUAAUGGUGGUGUGAUCCUGUGUGUCUCUGUGCCAUGGAGAAGCCGUGGAGGCUGUGGGGCUCGGUGGAGCGCUGUGCCCUGGCCUUGGCCUCCUGGUCCUGGGGUGCCUGUCGCAUCUCCCUCCUGGCCCUCAUCCUCACCUUCCACCUCUACGGAGGCUUCUUUCUCCUGGCUCUCAUCCUGGCCUCAGUGGCCGCCAUCCUCUACAAGUUCCAGGACGUGCUGCUCUACUUCCCCGACCAGCCCUCGUCCUCCCGGCUCUAUGUGGCCAUGCCAACAGGCAUCCCCCAUGAGAACGUCUACAUCCGCACCAAGGACGGCGUGCGCCUCAACCUUAUCCUGCUCCGCUACACUGGCGGAGACAGCCUUGAUAACCCCGGGGUCGCCCCUGUCAACGAAUCUAACCCUGCCUCCACGGCCCCACCCACAAUCCUUUAUUUCCACGGCAACGCAGGCAACAUCGGGCACCGGGUGCCCAACGCUCUGCUGAUGCUGGUGAACCUGAAGGCCAACGUGGUGCUGGUGGACUACCGGGGGUAUGGGAAGAGCGAGGGCGAGCCCAGUGAGGACGGCCUGUACCUGGAUGCCCAGGCCACGCUGGACUAUGUGAUGACCCGGCCUGACCUGGACAAGACCAAGGUGAUGGUGUUUGGCCGCUCUCUAGGUGGUGCAGUGGCGGUUCGCCUGGCCUCGGCCAACCCUCACCGUGUGGCGGCCAUCGUGGUGGAGAACACCUUCCUCAGCAUCCCCCACAUGGCCGCCACACUGUUCUCCUUCCUGCCCAUGAGGCUGCUGCCCCUGUGGUUCUACCGGAACCAGUUCCUGUCCUACAGACAGGUGGCGCUGUGCCGGAUGCCCUCGCUGUUCGUGUCGGGCCUGUCAGACCAGCUCAUCCCGCCCGUCAUGAUGAAGCAACUUUACGAGCUGUCGCCGGCACGGACUAAACGUCUGGCCAUCUUCUCUGAGGGCACGCACAACGACACAUGGCAGUGCCAGGGCUACUUCGCCGCACUGGAACAGUUUGUCAAGGACCUGAUGAAUAGCCACACCCGCGAGGAGAGCGUCCAGUCCACAGCCAGUGUCACAAUCAUCUAGUGUAGAGAGAGGAAGAGUCUAGAGAAAACCCUACAAUCAUCUAGUCUAGAGAGAAGAAGAGUCUAGAGAAAACCCUACAGUCCAUACUCCCUACGUACGUGUGUAGAUCCAAAACCAUUGAAUAGGUGUAAUAAGCAGCAAUAUGGCUCAGGACAUGUGAAGCCAACCACUGCCAUAUUGCUUAUACCUGUCUAGUUGUUUCUGAUCUACUUGGUGUCUAUGGUAGGGUAGCAGUAACUAGGCUGAGCUACUAGGGUCAGGUUGGAGAGAAUGUUCAUUUCUACACUUUUGUUUUGGUUUCAUCAUGGUCUUUUCCCAUAGUAACUGUACCAUAUAAAACAAUUGGGGAGUACUUUAGGUGUGGGGGGUGUUUGGGGUUAAUGGGGGGGGCGAUUAACAUGGAAAUGUCUUCAUAAGUCUAUUUGUGUGUGAAAUAUGACUGCAGUGGGUGGACAUGUACUUGUUAUGGCCUUUUUUGAAUCAUUUACAAACCAUACACAACUUUGAUCAUCCUGUCAAACACAACCACACUUUUAAAAACACUUUAAAAAGAAAAUAAACUACAGGAGGCAAAGCUGCACCUGAACUGCCAGAACUCAAUGACAAUGUUUAGCUGACAUAAUAGCAUUUCAGUAAAUCAAUAAGACAUUUCUGACUAAUAUGAUAGUGUUUCAGUAAUUCAAUCAAUUAAAAAGUGUGUUUAUUUUAAUUGUGUAAUCUGUUAUUUCAUGACACGCUGUUUAAAGUUACAUGCGUGAGGAUCUUAUAGGCAUCAUAGUGUCCUUCUAGAUUCAUAUUGUAUUACAGAAAAUCCUGUUCAUAUCAGCCGAGAGAGAGACAAUAUGAUACAGCCCAUAAGGCACUAUGUAUAUGGCACUCUGAAAAGGAGCAUGCACAACCUGAAUGUUUCACUCCCAAACUAUUUUGUUGUUGUAAAUGGCCAGAUGAUAUUCCAAUGUUGCAUAAAUCCCAUUCUACACUGUAUAUUCUCUGAUAAUAAAUGUAAACGUCUAUGUGGCUGGAGCUGUGGUCAACUCUUUGCAUAGUUUACCCGGUUGCCAACACCAGGGCUUUCAGACGGAUGUGACCAUUAGAUUGUUACUGAUAGAACUGUACUAUAAAGAACAGACAUAUGUUCUGAAUUUCGACAUGCAAGGCUUGUCUGUCUGUACAAUACAUUUUUAUCUGCAUUGUUCUGAAUUCUGCACACUAUUAAAAACCAGAAGACCCUCACCCAAAUACCAUGGCCUGGGAAAAACCUAGCUCUGUUAGCUUCCUGUGAAAGUGAAGGACACUUUGUGGGAUAGAGUGUGUGUUAUGUAUGUGAAGGUUACAUUUUCAUCUCUGUGUUUGUACCAUGAGACUUGUGUUACUAAGUUGUAUUAUUUGUGUUAUUCUAUUCUUCUCAAUGUAAUGAUUGUUCCGUCAA